Molecule: messenger RNA, 4754 nt
Organism: Acipenser ruthenus (sterlet)
Lineage: Eukaryota; Metazoa; Chordata; Actinopteri; Acipenseriformes; Acipenseridae
Product: neuronal calcium sensor 1
Exons: 10
Coding region: 1362-1934 (190 amino acids)
Molecular function (GO): calcium sensitive guanylate cyclase activator activity; calcium ion binding
Source: RefSeq, a predicted model, not a curated record
AGUCAUAAAGAAUAUUGACUAGUGGCUUUGUGUUAGACCACGGCCGGUGUCUGCUUGAAUCAUCAAUCCCAAACUAACUGCAGGAUUAUUCUUCCAUCUCUAAUUCUGCCCAAUGCGUGGUGACUGCUCGAGCAAAAUGAAACCCAAGCACGGCUGCUUGUUUAAAUGAAGGUCUACUUCAUACGCGGGUCGUCUUCAUCAUCGUUCAUCGCUGUUUCAGCACGCGUGGGCAUUUGUGCCUAAGAGUCGUAGCCCUCAAAUGAUUCUCAAACAGCGCUGAAUUCCCAGCAGCGCAGAAGGGUAACGCCGGGCUCCGUUCCCUACAGCAGGGUGAUUUCACAGCGUGUGAUGUCAGGACGGACGCUCCGCCUGAAGCGCACUGGGAGCCGGCCACUGAGUCACGGAAGGUUCGGCAGCAGCGAGGGAGCGCUGAAAAACCACAGUGGGAUCACACACGCAGUCUCACCGCCACCUCCACGCAGAGAAAGACAAGCAGAGGCGUAAAAUAGCGUUUAAUCCUGGACUUUGGAGCUGAAGAAACACAGCGGAGAGGGGCUUGAGUUACCUGGACCACGGAGCUGAACAAACAGACCAGAGCGGCUCACUGGAGGACACGUUGGAGAAGCCAAUCACAGCUUGAGGAAGAUCGCAAGAAACAACUGAAAAGAAUAACAAAGAAAGGGAAUAAAAGACUGAAGAGGAACUGGAAGAUCUGAACACAGAAGAGAACUGCAGCUCCUUAUUUUCUGCUUUAGGGAAAGACAAAACUAUUUGUUAUAUUUUGUAUCGAUGUAAUUUAUUUUAAUUGCGUAUUUAUUUAUUAUAAAAGGAAGAUGCCAUUUGAAAAGGUGGCAUUGUACUGAAGCUGUUAAGAAGCAGAGUGGAACGUUUCAGUUAAACUAAAACCUUAUCUGUGCAGAGAGACAACUCUUAAGAUUUGCACUGAGUAACAGAGACAGACAGAGCGGGAGGAGGGUGUGGGAGAGAGAGAGAGAGAGAGAGACUCUUGUAACCAAGGACAACCGGUGAAACACUCCACAGCUUGUUACACAGGGAGAGAGAGAGGGAAGGAAGUGGUUAUACAGGAAUCUAUAAAAGAGAGAAAAUCUCAGUUCUCUUUCAAUUCAUUACUUGACAUUUGGGAAUUCUGAUUCAGAGAACAACACGCUUUGACUGCUGUGAACCAGCUAAAGAGCUUUGAUUGGAGGAGCUCCAUUCCGUUUCAAAUCAAUGGACACCUCUUUUUUUAUUUAUUUUUUUGCUUUCCGUUGAACACCAACACGCUCUUGCGGAUUUAACCCUUCACCGUGCCGCUCAGAGGGACAGCAGGCUGCUGAUUUUCAUGAGCUGAAGCCUCGACCAUGGGGAAAUCUAACAGCAAGCUGAAACCGGAGGUGGUGGAGGAGCUGACGAGGAAGACCUACUUCACGGAAAAAGAAGUCCAGCAAUGGUACAAGGGCUUCAUCAAGGACUGCCCCAGCGGCCAGCUCGACGCCCCCGGCUUCCAGAAGAUCUACAAGCAGUUCUUCCCAUUCGGAGACCCCACCAAGUUCGCUACGUUCGUUUUCAAUGUGUUCGACGAGAACAAGGACGGCCGGAUCGAGUUCUGUGAGUUUAUCCAGGCUCUGUCCGUGACCUCCCGAGGGACUCUGGAUGAGAAGCUCAGGUGGGCAUUCAAGCUGUAUGACCUGGAUAAUGACGGAUACAUUACCAGAGAUGAGAUGCUGCACAUCGUGGAUGCCAUUUACCAGAUGGUGGGCAACACAGUGGAGCUCCCGGAAGAGGAGAACACGCCGGAGAAGAGGGUUGACCGGAUUUUCGCCAUGAUGGACAAGAACGCGGACGGGAAGCUGACUCUGCAGGAGUUCCAGGAAGGCUCCAAGGCCGACCCCUCCAUCGUUCAGGCCCUCUCGCUCUACGAUGGCUUGGUGUAGUGCCCACGAGCUGCGCUGCGAUGCCCGAGUGUCCCGCUCCAGUGCCAUCACCUCGCUCUCUGAAGAAUCUCGCGUCUCUCUUGCUGCCUUUACCAUGAAGUGGGAUCAUAGGGCCUUUCCCAGAGCCGCUCGCCGUCAAUCCUUGUCUCAUCGUCGCCGAAAUCCCUCUCCGUCGAGCGCAUCUCCCUGGCAGGGGAGCAGGGGGAGGCAACGCUCCUUAGAGAGGACAACACAAUCAAGAAAGCUUCAUCUUUUAUCAGUUCGAAGAGACUUGAGACAAAAAAAAAACACGACGAAAGAACGCUGUGCACGUUUACAUUCACCCAGGCUGAACGGCUUUUGGAUUGAGCUGCACUGACUGUUGUAUUUUUCUGGGGGGGUGGGGAGGUGGGUGGCGGUUGGCAUGUAAAUAUCCAUUAAGGUCCGGAGUUUUUACAGGCAGCAAAGCAAUCUCUAAAGUUUCGUGCAUUUGUGUAGAAUGACAUUCAGUGCUACUUUUUUUUUUUUUUUUUUUUUAUAUAUUCAAUGCAACCUUUUUGAAUAUAUUCUGCUGUAACAGACAUUGUGCAAUAGAAAUCGUUUCCAGUUCUUUGGAAAAGUUGUGCUUUACGGAGGACUGUAUUUAUUUGACAUGUUUGUGUUUGCAUGUUGCUGCUGUGUGUGUUGAAGGUACGCUUCCUCUAUAGAAACAGAACCCAAACUAUGGGGCUGUUUGCAUGAGAGUGUAACGUUGAUGUGCAACUUUUUUUUUAUUUAUUAUUUUGCUACUUUUAAUCCUAAUUGAAUAAAACUUGCUGGAAAUGUAUACUGUUGCUUUCAAAUACGGUCCUCAAAGACGCUGGCACGCAGUCGGACUACCAGAUCAUUUCCAUGGUGUACGCAGCUGUUUACAAGUACUGUGCUAGUGGAUAGUCUCUCUGCUACUUUAUUAACUAGUAAGCAACCUGUAAUACAGACCCUGCACUGUACAGGUACCAGUUAAUCUUCCUGCGCUAGCUAGCUUAAAAAAUAAAAUCUACUACAAUAUAUGUAAAGGCUGCAAAAUUAAAUUAACUUUUUUUUUUUUUUUGUAUUUAAUUUUUAAUGCAUGUAUAUAUUUUAUCCAUCAUUCCAUGUUUCCCCAUUUUAUGCCAUUAACUAAGACUACAUUGCUAUUAAAAAAGAAUGAAGAUUGUACACCAGCCAUGCUUUUGUUCAUUGAGCACCUGUCUUAGCCAAAUGCAACCUGCUUUUGUAUUGAAAUCGUUUACUGGUUCACUGUUGCUGCAGACCCGCUCCGGAAGUGAUGUGUGAAUAAUAUCUGGUGGUCAGAGUUUUAUGUGAAAGCAGUAACGUUUUUCAAAAUCACAAUAAUAUCGGUGUGAAUACUGAAGUAUCCACAAGGACAAAAGUAGCUUGUAGUUUUUAUUUAUAAUUAAAAUAAUCUUAUUUAUAAAAAAAAAAGCAUUCCAGAGAAACCGCAGCACCCCCUGGUGGUUGAAAUAUAUAGCAAACUGAAGACACAGUGCUUACACUGUCAGGAGCCGUCGCGCUGUUUAUAUUCUGCCUUGUAGCGCGAAUGCAAGUGCCAGGGCAAUUAAGGGGCAAAUAGAAGCCACGACCAUGGCGCAUUAUAACCAAUUUUGUGUUGUAUAGGACAGCCUUAUAAAGUUCCCCCGUACACCAUUAUUUUAACAAUGAAUUCUAACUGAAACGUUUACUAAUACCUUCGUGCUCCAGAGUUUGAAGUUGGCAUAUAGAAGCAUUAUAAGGUGCCGUUUUAAAAACGGUUCUGUGGUUUUAAAAGGGGGAGGGGGGGCUGUCAUUUUAAAAAAAGAUGGGAAAUUCGCGCCACUAAAUACAGAAUCUGGAGAGAAAGCCGCCCUGUGGUUUAAGUGUUUUGGGGUGGUGAUGUUAACUCUGUUAGCACUGCAGACGUGAAGCUGUUUGUUAUCCCCAGGGCAGAGUUCAUUACACUAGAGAACUGUUCUGAAGCACAGUACUUGUAACAGGCGCACACUAAAGUGCCACUGAGGUGCGUGUGGUUGAGCUGAAUUUUAAUCUACAGUUGAAAUGGAGGAAUGCAGCUGGGUGUAAACAUUAAACGUGUCCUGUCCUCGAUUCUGUGUGUGUCUUCACUUCCUCGGCCCGGGAUAAGGCUCUGAGAAUUGGGCUUCACUGACACGUUAGUGCCCUUGCCUUGAUAAUCCGUUGUGUAUUGGAGGCUUCUUGUCCCCUAGAAGAUAUUAAACAAUGCUGUACAGAGUGUUACAAUGCAGUCACUGCUGCUUUUGGAGACUGUGCCAGCAACCCUUUAAACGUGGAUUUGCUGGAAAGAAUGGGCUUUUAAUAGGGCUCACUUAACAUGAGAAAUAGGCUUUGUUAUGCAGGUGGUCUUUAAUGCAGGAUUGCACUCAGGUACACAGUCCUCUGUUGAACUUGGCUGGAAGCUCACAUCCCAGAGAUGCGGUUUGUAGGGAAGCAUGCAGCCCAGGUUUUACUGUGUGACAUGCUAGUUCUGCUAUCUACAACCUGCCGAAGCAUUCUCCACAAUGUGUGGAUCCUGCUCUGCCGUCUAUUGUGUGCAAAUUAGAUGCUACACAAUGUGUCCCCACCUCCGAGGCCUCUGUUUUAUAAAGGAAUCCUCCCUUUGUCUUGAAGUCUGAAUUGUCUCUGUUUGAGAUGCAUGUCAGUGUUCCGUCCUGUGUGUUAAUUAUUGAACAAUACAGAACAAUUAAAUACUACUAAUAAUAAGAUGAAUACAUUGAAAGAUUACAGUUGCAUGUAUUGUUAGUGAUGCAUCAAGCAAUAUUUUAUCCAAAUAAAAUGAAGUGGAAUUCA